GUACCAAUUGCGGAUGGGUCAGAGGAGAUGGAAGCUGUUAUGAUCAUUGAUGUUCUUCGAAGGGUAAAAACGGAAGUUGUGGUGGCAUCAGUUGGUGAUAAUCUUGAAAUUGUGGCUUCAUGUAAAGUAAAACUGGUUGCAGACAUGCUUCUUGAUGAAGCUACUAAACUUUCAUAUGACCUAAUUGUGUUGCCAGGUGGACUUGGUGGGGCCCAAGCAUUUGCAAACAGUGAAACACUUGUAAAUUUGCUAAAGAAUUAGAGGGAGU
Molecule: messenger RNA, 268 nt
Organism: Lactuca sativa (garden lettuce)
Lineage: Eukaryota; Viridiplantae; Streptophyta; Magnoliopsida; Asterales; Asteraceae
Product: protein DJ-1 homolog B
Biological process (GO): glyoxal metabolic process
Cellular component (GO): cytoplasm
Source: RefSeq, a predicted model, not a curated record